CUCUGAACAUAGCUUAAAGUGUCACACUAUAAUGUUUCCCCCAGUUCCAUGCGCUCGAUGCCAGACGACACUGCCUCAAGCCAGAGCGCCUUGGCCAGCUAGGAAGCGAUAAUUCUUACCUACUCAGAACCAAAGUUUUCAACAAUAUUCGUACCUACUGCACAGCAAUGAUCAUCCCUGUUCGUUGUUUCACGUGCGGUAAAAUUGUAGGGAAUAAAUGGGAGGCGUACCUCGGUCUUCUCCAAGCAGAGUACACUGAAGGCGACGCCCUUGAUGCUCUGGGUCUGAAGAGAUACUGCUGCCGCAGGAUGCUUCUUGCCCAUGUUGAUCUCAUUGAGAAGCUGUUGAAUUAUGCUCCGUUGGAGAAAUGAUAGUUUACAGAAAACACAUCUAUUCCGUCUUAUGAAUUUAUGACCUUCAUUUCACCUCAUUUCUUUAAUCAAUCCCAGGACCCUCAUGCAUGGAUAUUAAGGCAACUAGAUCAUCAAACCAGUACUCCAUUUGUAUUAUUUUCUAAAUAAACGUUGACAAAUGUG
Messenger RNA from Osmerus eperlanus (European smelt), 536 nucleotides. RefSeq names its product RNA polymerase II, I and III subunit L (gene polr2l). Lineage: Eukaryota; Metazoa; Chordata; Actinopteri; Osmeriformes; Osmeridae. The transcript has 3 exons. The record is from RefSeq and is a predicted model, not a curated record. Gene Ontology annotation, molecular function: DNA binding; zinc ion binding. Gene Ontology annotation, biological process: transcription by RNA polymerase II; transcription by RNA polymerase I; tRNA transcription by RNA polymerase III. The coding region runs from base 168 to 371 and encodes 67 amino acids. Gene Ontology annotation, cellular component: RNA polymerase I complex; RNA polymerase II, core complex; RNA polymerase III complex.